GAUUUUAGGAUUCUGUUUUGGGACAGCCAUACGUCUAAUUUCUUAAAGUAGUUUUAUAUGUAAAACUUGUAAAGGAACAGAACAAUGCCUCCACGACCAUCAUCAGGUGAAUUGUGGGGCAUCCACUUGAUGCCCCCAAGAAUCCUAGUAGAAUGUUUACUACCAAAUGGAAUGAUAGUGACUUUAGAAUGCCUCCGUGAGGCUACAUUAAUAACUAUAAAGCAUGAACUAUUUAAAGAAGCAAGAAAAUACCCUCUCCAUCAACUUCUUCAAGAUGAAUCUUCUUACAUUUUCGUAAGUGUUACCCAAGAAGCAGAAAGGGAAGAAUUUUUUGAUGAAACAAGACGACUUUGUGACCUUCGGCUUUUUCAGCCUUUUUUAAAAGUUAUUGAACCAGUAGGCAACCGGGAAGAAAAGAUCCUCAAUCGAGAAAUUGGUUUUGCUAUUGGCAUGCCAGUAUGUGAAUUUGAUAUGGUUAAAGAUCCAGAAGUACAGGACUUCCGAAGAAAUAUUCUGAAUGUUUGUAAAGAAGCAGUGGAUCUUAGGGAUCUCAAUUCACCUCAUAGUAGAGCAAUGUAUGUCUAUCCUCCAAAUGUAGAAUCUUCACCAGAACUGCCAAAGCACAUAUAUAAUAAAUUAGAUAAAGGGCAAAUAAUAGUGGUGAUUUGGGUAAUAGUUUCUCCAAAUAAUGACAAACAGAAGUAUACUCUGAAAAUCAACCAUGAUUGUGUGCCAGAACAAGUAAUUGCUGAAGCAAUCAGGAAAAAAACUCGAAGUAUGUUACUGUCCUCCGAACAACUAAAACUCUGUGUUUUAGAAUAUCAGGGCAAGUAUAUUUUAAAAGUGUGUGGAUGUGAUGAAUACUUCUUAGAAAAAUAUCCCCUGAGUCAGUAUAAGUAUAUAAGAAGCUGUAUAAUGCUUGGGAGGAUGCCCAAUUUGAUGCUGAUGGCUAAAGAAAGCCUUUAUUCUCAAUUGCCAAUGGAUUGUUUUACAAUGCCAUCAUAUUCCAGACGCAUCUCCACAGCUACACCAUAUAUGAAUGGCGAAACAUCAACAAAAUCCCUUUGGGUUAUAAAUAGUGCACUGAGAAUAAAAAUUCUUUGUGCAACCUACGUGAAUGUAAAUAUUCGAGACAUUGAUAAGAUCUAUGUUCGAACAGGUAUCUACCAUGGAGGGGAACCCUUAUGUGACAAUGUGAACACUCAAAGAGUACCUUGUUCCAAUCCCAGGUGGAAUGAAUGGCUGAAUUACGAUAUAUACAUUCCUGAUCUUCCUCGUGCUGCUCGACUUUGCCUCUCCAUUUGCUCUGUUAAAGGCCGAAAGGGUGCUAAAGAGGAACACUGUCCAUUGGCCUGGGGAAAUAUAAACUUGUUUGAUUACACAGAUACUCUAGUAUCUGGAAAAAUGGCUUUGAAUCUUUGGCCAGUACCUCAUGGAUUAGAAGAUUUACUGAACCCUAUUGGUGUUACUGGGUCAAAUCCAAAUAAAGAAACUCCAUGCUUAGAGUUAGAGUUUGACUGGUUCAGCAGUGUGGUAAAGUUUCCAGAUAUGUCAGUGAUUGAAGAGCAUGCCAACUGGUCUGUAUCCCGAGAAGCAGGAUUCAGUUAUUCCCAUGCAGGACUGAGUAACAGACUAGCUAGAGACAAUGAAUUAAGAGAAAAUGACAAAGAACAGCUCCGGGCAAUUUGUACACGAGAUCCUCUAUCUGAAAUCACUGAGCAAGAGAAAGAUUUUCUGUGGAGUCACAGACACUAUUGUGUAACUAUCCCCGAAAUUCUACCCAAAUUGCUACUGUCCGUUAAAUGGAAUUCUAGAGAUGAAGUAGCCCAGAUGUACUGCUUGGUAAAAGAUUGGCCUCCAAUCAAACCUGAACAGGCUAUGGAGCUUCUGGAUUGUAAUUACCCAGAUCCUCUGGUUCGAAGUUUUGCUGUUCGAUGUUUGGAAAAAUAUUUAACAGAUGACAAACUUUCUCAGUAUCUAAUUCAGCUAGUACAGGUCCUAAAAUAUGAACAAUAUUUGGAUAACCUGCUUGUGAGGUUCUUACUCAAGAAAGCACUGACUAAUCAAAGGAUUGGACACUUUUUCUUUUGGCAUUUAAAAUCUGAGAUGCACAAUAAAACAGUUAGUCAGAGGUUUGGCCUGCUUUUGGAGUCCUAUUGUCGUGCAUGUGGAAUGUAUUUGAAGCACCUGAAUAGGCAAGUUGAGGCUAUGGAAAAGCUCAUUAACUUAACUGACAUUCUCAAACAGGAGAAGAAGGAUGAAACACAAAAGGUACAGAUGAAGUUUUUAGUUGAGCAAAUGAGGCGACCAGAUUUCAUGGAUGCUCUACAGGGCUUUCUAUCUCCUCUAAAUCCUGCUCAUCAACUAGGAAACCUCAGGCUUGAAGAGUGUCGAAUUAUGUCCUCUGCAAAAAGGCCACUGUGGUUGAAUUGGGAGAAUCCAGACAUCAUGUCAGAGUUGCUGUUUCAGAACAAUGAGAUCAUCUUUAAAAAUGGGGAUGAUUUACGGCAAGAUAUGCUAACACUUCAAAUUAUUCGCAUUAUGGAAAAUAUCUGGCAAAAUCAGGGUCUUGAUCUUCGAAUGUUACCUUAUGGUUGUCUGUCAAUUGGUGAUUGUGUGGGACUUAUUGAGGUGGUAAGAAAUUCUCACACUAUCAUGCAAAUUCAGUGCAAAGGUGGCCUGAAAGGUGCACUGCAGUUCAACAGCCACACACUACAUCAGUGGCUCAAAGACAAGAACAAAGGAGAAAUAUAUGAUGCAGCCAUUGACCUGUUUACCCGUUCAUGUGCCGGAUAUUGUGUCGCUACCUUCAUUUUGGGAAUUGGAGAUCGUCACAAUAGUAACAUCAUGGUUAAAGAUGAUGGACAACUAUUUCAUAUAGAUUUUGGGCACUUUUUGGAUCACAAGAAGAAAAAAUUUGGCUAUAAGCGAGAACGUGUGCCAUUUGUUUUGACACAAGAUUUCUUAAUAGUGAUUAGUAAAGGAGCCCAAGAAUGCACAAAGACAAGAGAAUUUGAGAGGUUUCAGGAGAUGUGUUACAAGGCUUAUCUAGCUAUUCGGCAGCAUGCUAAUCUCUUCAUAAAUCUUUUCUCAAUGAUGCUUGGCUCUGGAAUGCCAGAACUACAAUCUUUUGAUGACAUUGCAUACAUUCGAAAGACCCUAGCCUUAGAUAAAACUGAGCAAGAGGCUUUGGAGUAUUUCAUGAAACAAAUGAACGAUGCACAUCAUGGUGGCUGGACAACAAAAAUGGAUUGGAUCUUCCACACAAUUAAGCAGCAUGCAUUGAACUGAAAUGAUAACUGAGAAACUGAAAGCUCAUUAUCUGGAUUCUACACUGCACUGUUAAUAACUGUCAACAGGCAAAGACUGAUUGCAGAGGAAUUGCACAAUCCAUGAACAGCAUUAGAAUUUACAGCAAAGACAGAAAGAAAAUACUGUAUAAUUUAAAUAAUGUAAAAGCAAACAGGGUUUGAUAGCACUUAAACUAGUUCAUUUCAAAAUUAAGCUUUAGAAUAAUGCGCAAUUUCAUGUUAUGCCUUAAGUCCAAAAAGGUAAACUUUGAACUUUGUUUGUAUCUUUUUUUAAAAAACAAAACAAAACAAAAACCCCAAAAUAUAUAGAAAUAAUGGAGAAGGAAAAAGAAUGAUGGUUUUUUUUUGUCUUGCAAAUGUUCUAUGUUUUGAAAUGUGGACACAACAAAGGCUGUUAUUGCAUUAGGUCUAAGUAAACUGGAGUUUAUGUUAAACUACAUAAGAUUGGAAAAAAAUGAAAAUUUCUUAUUUUUCCAUUGCUGUUCAAUUUAUAGUUUGAAGUGGGUUUUUUGACUCCUUGAUUAAUGAAGAAAAAUGCUUGGGGUGGAAGGGACUCGAGAUUUCACCAGAGACUUUUUAAUAAACCAAACCUUUUGACGAUUUGGGGUCUUAUCUGCAAGUUUUGGAGGCAGUCACAAAUGAGACCUGAUAUAUGGUGGUAUUUGAGGGUUUUUUCCUGGACAGUAUUUACAAGGAUCUGAUUCUUAUUUCCCAGGAAAAUUCUAGGUUCCCACAAAGUAAAAAAAUCAUCACAGAAAAAAGAAUGAGCAGGAAUAGUUCUUGUUCAAGAAUUAUACAGUAUUUACCUUAAGUUGAUUUUUUUCUCCUUUUGCAGUUCAACUGAAUACAUUUUUCAUGCAUGUUUUCCAGAAAAUAGAAGUAUUAAUGUUAUUAAGAAGAUUAUUUUUUUUAUUAAAGGCUAUUUAUAUUAUAGAAACUAUCAUUAAUAUAUAUUCUUUAUUUACAUGAUCUGUCCCAUAGUCAUGCGUUGUUUUGCACCCCAAAUUUUUUAUUUGUAGUAGCAUGGUCAGCUUUUCUCUUGGUCUGUAAAUGAGGCUCAGCACUAUCCUGUUUAUACCAAUAACCAGUGUGUAACCACUUAAGGAAAACAGAUUCAACUUAUUCCUCUUUCCUUUUAUUUCUGUUUUCACAUGAAUUCCCCCAUCAUCCUUCCUCUUUUAUAACUGAGAAUGGCUCAAUCAUAUGAAAUUAGUUACCAAAAUUAACACAAAAAAUUUAGACUGUCUUCCUUAUUGCUUAAACUCUUCUACUGAGGUAUGCUCAUGCAUAAUACUUUAUAAUAUGGGGGAAUAGAAACCGUGAACUUUUUAUCCUUUAAGCUGUUUAUCCAUAUGUCAAUAACAAAAGUAGGACAUUAAACCAUGUCCCAUUUCCAAGUAGUCAGGGCUUACUCUCCAACUUUAUUAAAUCCCAUUCAA
Galeopterus variegatus (Sunda flying lemur) is the source of this 4750-nucleotide messenger RNA. It is a transcript of the gene PIK3CA, whose product is annotated as phosphatidylinositol-4,5-bisphosphate 3-kinase, catalytic subunit alpha. The transcript has 20 exons. Gene Ontology annotation, biological process: cell migration; phosphatidylinositol-mediated signaling; phosphatidylinositol 3-kinase/protein kinase B signal transduction. Gene Ontology annotation, cellular component: plasma membrane; phosphatidylinositol 3-kinase complex, class IA; cytoplasm. Lineage: Eukaryota; Metazoa; Chordata; Mammalia; Dermoptera; Cynocephalidae. Gene Ontology annotation, molecular function: 1-phosphatidylinositol-4-phosphate 3-kinase activity; 1-phosphatidylinositol-3-kinase activity. Bases 85 to 3291 code for a protein of 1068 amino acids. The record is from RefSeq and is a predicted model, not a curated record.